Anoplopoma fimbria (sablefish) is the source of this 4830-nucleotide messenger RNA. It is a transcript of the gene rorca, whose product is annotated as RAR-related orphan receptor C a. Gene Ontology annotation, molecular function: zinc ion binding; nuclear receptor activity; RNA polymerase II cis-regulatory region sequence-specific DNA binding. The record is from RefSeq and is a predicted model, not a curated record. Lineage: Eukaryota; Metazoa; Chordata; Actinopteri; Perciformes; Anoplopomatidae. The transcript is spliced from 10 exons. Gene Ontology annotation, biological process: regulation of transcription by RNA polymerase II. Bases 265 to 1692 code for a protein of 475 amino acids. Gene Ontology annotation, cellular component: nucleus.
CUGCGUUUUUUUAUUCUAUUUUAUUAUAACACUUAACCUCUGAGACAGAAAGUACAUCUGAACUAUCUGUCAUUUAUUUUAAGGUUGGCGCGUACAAAGAAAAAAGGUAGAGAAAAAUAAAAUAAAAUUAAAUAAACAUAUGAGGAUUUGCUGUUGUGACAGUUUCCAGCUGCUCCGCUCUGCGCGUCUCUCUCCGCGGUUCUUGGUUUCGCUUCCACCUGGAGUUGCAUGACUUGAAAGAGUUGAUCAGACUUCACCGCCGACAUGAGAGCUCAAAUAGAGGUGAUUCCGUGUAAAAUCUGUGGGGACAAAUCAUCAGGGAUUCACUAUGGUGUCAUCACCUGUGAAGGCUGCAAGGGUUUCUUCCGACGCAGCCAGCAGAACAAUGCUAUGUAUUCCUGCUCACGACAGAGGAACUGUUUAAUUGACCGGACCAACCGUAACCGUUGUCAGCACUGCAGGCUGCAGAAGUGUCUCACUCUGGGCAUGAGCCGCGAUGCGGUCAAGUUCGGUCGCAUGUCCAAAAAGCAGCGUGACAGCCUGUAUGCAGAGGUCCAGAAGCACCAGCAGUCCCAGGACUGCACGGGGCUCGGUGUCCGCGAGCGAGAGGACGGCGACAUGUCCGACCACGGCCGCACCUACAGGAGAAGCUCCACCGCCGCGCUCAGCGACCUGGACGACAUCAGCAUGCUGCCAGAGGGUCUGCUUUUCGACCUGCCGCUGACCCCCGAGGAAGCCAACGGAGACUACUGUAACCUGGACAUGCUGGGCGGCAGUGCAGGCAGCAGCUCCUCCUCUCAGAGUUCACCAGAACAGACCAACUUGGACUUUGUAGACGUCAAACACGGCAUCAAGCACGAGUACCAGCUGUUGCACGACUCCGGCCUGUUCUCGCAUGCUAUCCUCAACCCGCUGCCCGAGGGCUGCUCUCUGCUUGAGAUAGAGCGUAUAACUCAGAGUGUGCUGAAGUCCCAUAUUGAGACGAGUCAGUACAGCACAGAGGAGCUGAAGAGAAUGGCGUGGACCUUGUACAGCCAAGAAGAGACGCGCUCAUACCAGACCAAGUCAGCUGAGGUGAUGUGGCAACAAUGUGCCAUUCACAUCACCAAUGCAAUCCAGUAUGUGGUGGAGUUUGCCAAGCGCAUCUCUGGCUUCAUGGACCUCUGUCAAAACGAUCAGAUCAUCCUCCUCAAAGCAGGCUGCAUGGAUGUUCUUCUGAUCCGUAUGUGUCGGGCCUAUAACCCCAUCAACAACACGAUGCUCUUUGACGGAAAGUUUACAGCGGCUCAUCUUUUCAAAGCGCUUGGCUGUGACGACCUGGUGAAUGCGGUGUUCGACUUGGCUAAAAGCCUGAGCCGUAUACAAAUGUCCGAGGAGGAGAUGGCUCUCUUCAGUGCUGCUGUGCUGCUCUCACCAGACCGACCCUGGCUGACAGAUGUUCAGAAGAUACAGAAGUUGCAGGAGAAAGUCUACGUGGCUCUGCAGCGCUGCCUACAAAAAGAGGGAGCAUCAGAAGAGAAACUAGCUAAGAUGGUGUCCAAGCUUCCCAUCAUGAAGUCCAUUUGCAACCUUCACAUCGACAAACUGGAGUUUUUCCGCCUGGUCCACCCUGAGACCGCGUACACCUUCCCUCCUCUGUAUAGGGAGGUUUUUGGCAGUGAAAUCACCUUCCCAGACUCCACAGAGGGCUAGAACCGCUCAGCUAAAUAGAGGGAUUUAAAUGGAGACGUUGAGGUGUAGGAAAGGGGAGUUAAAAUAAAAUGAAAAAGUGGCAACCAGAUGAGGCAAAACUAACCAGCAGCUCAAUGACAAUCCUGCACGCUACACUUUAGGACACACUCCUCUCAGCUAUGAGCUCCCGGCCCUGUGGAGGAGCUCACACUCGCCCUGCAAGCCAGUCCAUUCAGCUUCAACGUAACACUACAGGAACUGCUGCUGGCUACUCAGUGCAUGUUACCUCUUUUUCCCUUUUUAGGGACUUGUUGAAGAGUUUUCCUAAAAAAACAUUAUUUUUCUAUGAGAUGACCUUAAACUUCUCUCAUCAAGCUGAAUUUGGCUUAAACCGCUCUCAAAGUUCCUGUAAGCUAUUGUUGAAUGUACCCCCUUUGUCCCUCAAAAUAGAAUGUACAUACUUAAAAUCCUCACCUACUUUGGGGAGGUUUGCAGUAAUGAUGCCUGUUUCAGUUCUCUUGUCUGGUAACAGCUUAUUAUUUCAUUCGAUAUCUUUUUUUUUUGCUAGUGCCCAUAUUUUGCAGUUUUGUAAUGUAUGAACAAACUGUUUAAAGGGACCAUGAUCAAACUAACAAAGAGACAGGGUUUUUAAGCUGUGUGAAUCGAGGGCAAACACAAACUCUUGCACACAGAACACAAAACAUAGCACUUAAACUGAUACCUUUGUAGGUAUUUUUACUAGCACAUCCACAGACAUUGAUGUAAGUGAGCUUUUAUUUUAUUUUUUAUGCAAUCAGUGACCUCAGCCCUAAUACCUUUUCCCCUUUGAAAUUGCCACCAAGAGAGUGAGAGAAUCACAGAGGUAUUUUGAAAGUAUUUUCAGAUGCAUCUUUUAUAUAUAAUAUAAAUAACUACACCUAUAUAAUCAUGUAAGAUAAAAGCAGUCCUAAAUUCAUCCCGAGUGAGGUGGAGGGUGAUACGCUUGUGCUCAGGUCUAUUUUUAACAGAUACUGCCUGCUCAAACUUUGGGGAUCUGGGGUGGAAAGAUUGGUGUUGCUGAGCAGAAAAAUCUAAUGGAUAAUUAUGGCACUAAUGAGUCCUAGUUAGAUUCCAAAAUGAACUCUUGGCACCAGGUUUUUACGGGUUCGCACGCAGACUGCCAUCUGUGAAACUCAUUUUUAAACCAGUCAGAAAUGCUAGAUACACCAACCCGCUGUAGAUAAGCUGUAUGAACAAUGUGCUGGGCAGCCGACCACUGUGGCGUUCACGAACUCCUCAUGGAGGAGCGUCUGGAACUGCCUCAGCCACCCCGCUUUCUCCUCCGCCAGAAGACCGCCAUCGCCCGAAACCUCCAGCAGCGUCUCAACCAGCAGAUUCAAAAAGACUUUGGGAGUAAAGAAAGAAACUGAACUGAGAGUUUGGUGUUGAAAUGUGACAGUUAAUCACAUCUCCACCUACCUACAUGGUUGGACGAUACGACAAAGAAUGGAGAGUGGACUUAUGGGUGAUGGUGUUCGUUAAGCCCCUCAGACGUCAGCAAGAGGGGAUUUACUGUCUGUGGAAACUCUCACUGCUUCGUGUCGAGGCCGACUGUGCUGUCGCAGGAAGCCAAGGUGUUCUGAUUGGAGAAUUAGAUCCUCUGUUCCUCCACCCCCCCUCCCCUCCCUUACUACCUCACCCUCUUCAAACUACAUGGCGCAGCAAAGGGUUGACAGAGCCAUCAGCUACCCCCCUGAGUUAGUAUUUUUGCCGACAUUCUAAAGAGCUUCUUCUAAAAUACAACAAUUUGGGUGACAUUUGAAGGCCGUUCGCUAAACUAUCCUUAAAAAAAAAUGUUAUUACGCUCUUAAAACUGGACAGAAGACAAACUGAACUUCUGGAUCUACGUAAACUGAUCGAAUCCUCUUUGACUGCUUUUGUGUCAUUUGAGAGCAGUGCACGCCUUUAGGUCCAGGAAGCCCUACUUAGAUCUGAAUCUAUCUGAAGUGAAGUCUCUGGAGACAUUAGGGUGUGUCCAGAUGAAACCUUUUUUUCUUCAAAAUAGGGGCACAUAUUGGAUUUCUGUCCAAGAGAAGCUACUAGAAAAGAAUAGUUGUAAUUUAUGCAGUUUUUAUCUAAAGCAUUUUGCGACAAUCACGCGACAGAUGUUGGAUGUCUAGCUCUAUUUAAUAUGUCAGCCUGGUCUGCUUUGCACUGCUGGGACAGUGCUGUUCGCCAUCCAUUAUCUCACACAGUAAGAAGGGGUAUUACUCUUAUCUGGGUACGUAAGACAGUGGCAUGGUGAGAUUGUGCAAUAAUGUCUUUCUUUUUGUAAUAGCACUCCAGCAUUGUUAACCUCGCAGCACGACAAAUAAUGUUAUUUAGAAUUUAAUGUACCAAAUACUCAGCCAACCACUACGCAGGACAGCUGUCAGCUGACUCGACAGUCAGAUGACACUUAGAGAUUGUAACAAAGUGCACUACUUUGUGUGUGGGGAAUGUGAGACAUGCUGCUUUGAAAGGAUUCAGUGUAGUCCAGGGGGGCUUCACUGAAGAUCUGCACUUGCAUUUCCUGAGUCACUCAGGGAGAUAGCUGGGCUCUCUGUCCUACAGUGUCUGCAGUUAGUCUAGCUAGCAAGACACCUCGCACCAACAUAGAAGACCUUAAAACCUUGAUCACUGUGUACAGUACAUGUUCUUGUGAAUGUUUUACUUCGAAGUAUCAAAGAUUUAACCCCCUGUCUGAUAUCAUUAUUGCAAAACUUUUUUUUUUUUGAGUUUGAGUCAUAGAUGAAAUAGGAUAUUAAAAAUAGUAAACAUAAAUAUAAAAGGUGGAUUUUAAUCUCUGAAUCUUGUGUUGGUUUUGAUGUGAUCUUUUGUUUCUUCAUUUGUAUCCCUAUGUGUUUUUUUCUCAUCUGUUUAGUGUCCUUUUUGUCUUGGAGAGAUGUAAUUCUAUUUUUUUAAAGAGCGUUUUUAAAGAUGUCUCCCUAAAAAGUUUCUCUUUUGUCAUGAUCCUUCUGUUUAUAUGUUCACAAUAUUUUAAGAUUAUUAUUAUUAAAUCAAUAUAGAUUUUAAUAAGAAAUAAUUUAUGAUAUGUUAUGGAUUUAAAGCCUAAGAUGUUUUAACACAAUAAAGUGGUAUUGCACAACGGUGAUACAAAAUGUGGAUUUCAGAAUGUAA